CUCGGAGUCUCAUUUUUUCAACGACCAUUGGGAGUUAUUGCAAGUCGCAACGACAAAGACGAUGUAAGUUCUUGCACAGACUUGGAAGGCACAGCUGACGCGCCUAUAACAGCCCGGAAAUUUCCAGUGGAGCUAUCCAGAAGAUGACUGAUCAUUGUUAUCGCUGUAACCGCUACUUCAGCUCCAGGUCUGCUUACAACCAGCAUGUCCGGGACUCCAGAAAUCACUGGAAAUGCCAAUAUGGUCACCCUGGAGCCGAUUUAAAAUCUUGGCGGGGACUCAAAGAACAUUACGUUCAGAGCCCCCACCAUUCCUACUGCCAGUAUUGCGACUUCCAUUUCGACUCCCCAUUAGAACUACAGGAUCAUUGCGAAGGCAAUCAUGCUUACUGUGACACAUGUAACAAGGUUUUCAAGAACAACUUCGGCCUGCACGAACAUAAUCGGCAGAAGCCUGAGCACGCUGACCUGUACUGCAUUCCGUGCAGAAAGCUUUUCCAGACUCCAAACGGCCUUCGCUCUCAUAAAUUGAAUUCUAGAAAACACCAGACUUGAAUCGUCACUUGGUUAGCACUCGCCAUCAGGAGAGUGUAUCGUUGCCCUCUCAGUAGCUGUCAACCCUCCUCAUCUCUCUUAGUGUGUUGUGCCAGCACAUCGAGAUUUAGCGUUGUGGUGUGACGCCCUCCGUUCCUUCGAAUGCUACAUCCACAUUGUUUCUUUCGUCACAGAACUAGCAUCACCGCCUUACUUAUUAUAAGUCACUAUUUGCGUACCUUAACAUCCUUAUUGAUUCACAAACCCAUUAUAAUUUCCGACAGUUUCUGGUUUCUUAAUCCCCCAGUACCUAUCUAUGUGUAGCUUCCAGUUUCGUGUUCAGCAUGAAAGAAAUCAGAUUUACCACCCGUCCUUGCCAGACA
Molecule: messenger RNA, 916 nt
Organism: Suillus subalutaceus
Lineage: Eukaryota; Fungi; Basidiomycota; Agaricomycetes; Boletales; Suillaceae
Exons: 3
Coding region: 144-554 (136 amino acids)
Source: RefSeq, a predicted model, not a curated record